Molecule: messenger RNA, 866 nt
Organism: Aspergillus pseudotamarii
Lineage: Eukaryota; Fungi; Ascomycota; Eurotiomycetes; Eurotiales; Aspergillaceae
Product: caleosin family protein
Exons: 5
Coding region: 32-808 (258 amino acids)
Molecular function (GO): monooxygenase activity; calcium ion binding
Source: RefSeq, a predicted model, not a curated record
CGACACGUCCCUAAAGGAUGAAAAAAGUGACAUGUCCAACGGUGACAUCCCUAGGAUCACCGUCGUCGCCAAAGAAGCCCCGAUUACCGUGAAACGGAUUCCCGCGACUCACAUCAACGAAGCCAUAGACAAUCCCGGUGUUGCGCGCGCAGAUGUCGCAGUAUCCAUUGAGAAACCCCUCGGCGACCAAGAAUGGGCCAGUAAGGUCAGAGAAUACACCCCUCUCCAACAACAUGUGCUAUUCUGGGACCGUGAUGGCGAUGGAAUGAUUUUCCCAUGGGACACUUAUAUCGGAUUCCGUGAAUUGGGGUUCAAUAUCCUCUUCUCAAUACUAGCAGUCUUGAUCAUCAAUAUCAACUUUUCAUACCCGACUCGGCUCGCAUAUAGCUGGCUCCCGGACCCGUGGUUUCGGGUUUACGUACGGAGUGUGCACAAGGCAAAGCACGGCUCGGACAGCGGUACCUAUGACCCCGAAGGCCGCUUCAUCCCGCAGCUUUUCGAGAAUCUGUUUGCGAAAUGGGACUCGGACAAUGAUGGAGCGUUGACGCUACGUGAGCUGUUCCAACUGAUGCAUGGCCAUCGCUGUGCUGCUGAUCCGUUCGGGUGGGGUGCGGCUUUCUUCGAAUGGGGAACUACGUGGCUUCUCAUACAGAAGGAUGAUAAAGUUUAUAAAGAGGAUUUGCGUGCUGUGUAUGAUGGUUCCAUAUUCUGGAAAAUUCGCGAGGCACGGAAGACCCGUCCAGGCUGGACGCAAGGAUUUGGGCUUGGUGGAGAUGGCUUUGUAGGAGGAGAAAAGAUGUACUCGUAACGGGAUGGUUGAUGUAUACAAGUUGGUUGCGAGGCGCUGGACUAGAGCAACAUGUGUA